AUGGCGGACGACGAUUCCCGGACCGCGAUCCUGGGUCGCAAGCGCCAGCGCGAACUUCAGGAUGACCAGCCUAACGCCGCUUUCUCCACGCCGGAAAAGAGGGCGAAGCUGGCCGAGGACGGUGACGAGGAGAGCGACUACUCUCCCUCGCCGGAUCUCCCCCAGCUCGAGCCUUCACGUGAGCGCCCGUCUGAGCCUUCCCAGCCUGACCCAGCCUUUCCCCACAUGUCUGGUGUUGAAGAGUCUGCGGCCAAGGCCAAUGAGCUCAGCGCUGCCCAGGAGAAGGCGGGUCCCGGGAAGCCAGAGCUGCCGCCACCUGAAGGAGAGGAUUUUAUUGCCCUGCCGGCGGAUGAUGAUGACUUCGCCGUCGAGAACGACCAGGCCUCCGACGCUUACGCCAGUGAUGGCGGGGCCGGAAGUGAGGGGGCAAGAGAGGAGGGGGUGGACAACGGCCAAGCUGCAGGCGCGCAACCGCUUUUUCGCAAAGAGUCCGGUCGCAUUACCUUGACGAAGAAACAGUCGCAGCUAGUUCACACCUUCGAAGAGGAAAGGGCACUGCGAAUCAUGAGGACCGGCAUCAGUACCUUCUGGACUGCGAAGAAAGGCUUUUACACCCAGGACGCUGUAGGGGCCGUCAUCUCCAUGGCAAUCCCCCAAGUCCCCGACAAGAAAAAUCCCAAAAAGAUGGUGAAUGGCAUUACAAAGGACACGAUUUGCGCCCGUGUGAUUACUGCCAUAGGCUCUAACUGUCCCAUUGGCCUUCUGGGCAUGUACCAUGAUCAGAGCCAGGGCUCAUCAGACUUCAAUCAGCUGGUAGUUGUUCGCACACAAGAGCAGUUUGACGCCUUGAGGAACUUCUUCGCGGCCACGCCUUUAGAGUUCGCUCUCAAAGGUACCCAUCAAAAGGGCAAAGAGAAAGAGAAAGAUUUCUAUAUCUUGAGCGUCCUAUCCACUGAUGAGACCAAGAAAUUGCAGUUCGCAGACAACAAGAAGUUGAGUCCGAAGAAGGGGGUUACGUCGAUUCUAGCACAGGCUCUCGCGCACUACGUGAAGCGGCAUUUGGAAUCCCGGGAAAUGAGCCCGGGGGACUAUGAAGGUUUCAAUCCCAAAGAGGCAAAAAAGGUUCUUCAGAAGGCAGCAAAACAAGACAUCGGCGCCGGGGUUAUCAAGGCCGAUCCAAACUUUGCUUGGGAGCACCUGAACAAGCCGCAGCCUCAGGCACAGCCGGCUCCAAAAGGCCAAUCGCAAGCCGCAUCAAAGGCAACCAGCACCACCUCCACCAAGCCUUCCACCCCAGCGAGCGAGGCGCAGGACACUAACUUUAGUUCGGGCGAAGAAGGCGAGAUCACCUCUGAACCCGCCAGCAACCCAGCUCAACCCGAGGGACAAGAAGAUACUGUUCAGAGCAGCACAACCGCCGCAGCCUCAAACGGUCAAAUGCGCACUCACUUCGCGCAGCUCAGCGAACAUGAGCAAACGCUCCAAGUGCGCUACUUUGGCAACCCUGAAGAUGGUUUAGCACGCUGCCUCACUUGCGCCCAAAAAGGUCACAUGAAAGAGAGUUGCCCUUCCAGAACUUGCCAGCAUUGCCAGGCCGUCGACCGACACUUCACGAAGGACUGCCCGACCGUUUCCAAAUGCGCCAAGUGCCGCGAAAGAGGCCACUCGAAGGAGGAUUGCCCUUCAAAGCUGGCGCGCUCCUCUGCAGAUGGCUUCUUGUGCGACGUAUGCGGCGAGAAGGGCCAUCCCGAGGAGGAAUGCGCUCUCCAAUGGCGUUCCUACAACCCCGGCAAGAUCGCCAACCUCAACAAAGUCGAAAGAAUGACGGUAUCCUGCUACCAGUGCGGCUCACCGCAGCACUGGGGCGACGACUGCCCGAUGCGGCCCCGCAGGGUCACGGUCAAGAGCAACAUCUUCUCCGCCAAGGAAGCCAACAGAUACCUCAUCGACCCCGAAGUGGCGGCCGACGAGCUUCGGCACAACGGACCGGGCGGCCAAGGAAUGUCCAUCAGAGGCCGCGCGCAAGGCCAGGGCCAGGGCCAGCACACCUACUUCUCCUCCACCGACGACGAAGGCGACAUCGACAACUUCUACCGCAACAAGCGCAGCGGCAACCACAAUGGCAACAGCAACAACGGCCCCAACCCCCGCUCUCGCGGCAACAUCCGCAUCAACGCCGGUGCCGGGUUCCGCGGCGGCCGCUUCUCCCAGAAGAACGACAAGGGCCAGAACGGAGGCGGCGGCGGCGGCGGCGGCGGAGGCGGGGGCGGCCACGGCAACCAGUUCGAGCCCAUCACGUCCGGAUGGCAGCCGCCGCUUCCCAACGAGCCGCCGCCAUCGCUCCCCCCGCUCCCAUCGUCGCGUGGUGGUGGCAAUGGAGGCGGCCGUGGUCGCGGCCGUGGCGGACGCGGUGGAGGUGGUGGAGGAGGAGGCGUGAACCAGAUGCCGUUGCCGCCGAGGCCUCAGCCGCCGUCUGGCCCCUCGAGAAAGCCUUGGAGGGGUGGUAGGGGCGGGAAGAAGUGA
Messenger RNA from Diplodia corticola, 2523 nucleotides. Its product is annotated as zinc knuckle domain-containing protein. The record is from RefSeq and is a predicted model, not a curated record. The transcript has a single exon. The coding region runs from base 1 to 2523 and encodes 840 amino acids. NCBI's taxonomy places the organism in Eukaryota, Fungi, Ascomycota, Dothideomycetes, Botryosphaeriales, Botryosphaeriaceae. Gene Ontology annotation, molecular function: zinc ion binding; nucleic acid binding.